CACACACACACACACACACACACACACACACACACACGCUGUGGCGCCUCUACUCCCUUUUUGGACCUGCUGUCCAAAGCUCGGUGCUGUUGGACAUUUUUGUUCACGGGCAGAGUUUUUCACACGCUGGUGUGUGUGAACAGAUCCUGGUUGUGUGUCUCCCCGGUGGAUUUGUCCUCCUCAGUGGGCUGAGGAAGGAGGAUUCACACCAGUCAGGUUCCCACCUGGACCCCCAGGAGCUGGAACCAGACCGCAGCCGACUUUGUAAUCUGUGAAGAUGCAAGCCUCCACUGCCUCGCCUGUGACCAACAUCACGUCAAACUCAACCGCCGUCACCAAGUCGCAGGAGCAGAUCCUCAUCCAGAUGAUGCCGUUGCUAAGCGACAGCAGACUUCCUGUGGAGCAUCCAGAAAGGUGGAGGCUUUAGGAGCAGCAUCGGGAAAUAACAUGAAUCCUCCCAACCAGCCAGACGUGUCUGCUGUGUCCUCAGGUUCUGGAGCCAUGAUCGCCGUCAUCGUCGUCGGCAUCAUCCUCAUCCUGGCCGUUCUGCUCUUUAUCCUGAAGACGUACAACAGGAGGACUCAUGCCUCCAGGGUUCUGGGACUCCGUGGCUCCAAACCUCGUCCCAAGACCUCUCAGUCCACCUCGCAGAGCAACGUGCCCCUCGGCCCCGUGGGAGUGGACGGCCUCCCGCCUCCCGGACCGGAGCUCAGCAGCCUGGAGGAGCGGCGGGCGGAGCGGGCCAGCACCACCAGCAGCUCCACCGCCGCCACCGUCCACGAGCAGCCGUCUGUGGAGAACACAUAGCGCCAGGCCGCCCCCAACCAGGACCCCAGACUGCCCCCGGGGCCGGGGACGGGACCUUCAUCUGCCCCCGAGUCAGGACCUGGGCCUCAUCUGCGCCCGGGCCAGGACCAGGACCUCAGUCUGCCCCCGGGCCAGGACCGGGACCUCAGUCCGUCCCUGAGCCAGGACCGAAACCUCAAUCUGCCCCUGAGCCAGGACCUGGGCCUCAGUCCGUCCCUGAGCCAGGACCUGGGCCUCAGUCCGUCCCUGAGCCAGGACCUGGGCCUCAGUCCGUCCCUGAGCCAGGACCUGGACCUCGGUCUGUCCUUGAGCUAGGACCUGGGCCUCAGUCCGUCCCUGAGCCAGGACCUGGACCUCGGUCUGUCCUUGAGCUAGGACCUGGGCCUCAGUCCAUCCCUGAGCCAGGACCUGGACCUUGGUCUGUCCCUGAGCCAGGACCUGGGCCUCGGCUGCUCCCCCUGGUGGUCCAGCCUGCUGCUGCAGAAUGAGGGAGGAAGAGAAACCAUGUGAAGGGGUUCAGCUGGACCACUGGGUUCCACUGAGUUCCACUGCCUACGGAGCAGAAAGUGGUCCAGAACAGGUCUAGAAAGUCGUCUCUCUGCACACUCAGAAGACGUCUUCAGGGGAGCCGGAAUGAAGGUCUUUCUUGGACGUUGUCCGGUUGUCCUGUUGCCCUGUUGAGACAUUGCAGUUUUGUAGAGAUGACACAGUUGUUGGACGUCUCGUCCUCGAAGGAGCGAGAGCCACCCCCCUGCACAGAGACACGUCUCAAGACGUCUUUUCAGCGUUGUCUUUUGCCCGUGGUUUUGGUUCCAUGAUGGUUCAGACUGAAGCUCCAGACGAUGAUGUUUUACUGACGUCCACUGAAGGGCUAGCAUUGGCGUCCACAGUAACUGUCGUCCAAAUGAGGGCGUUAUGGACGUCUUUUCAACACCAGAUUUACUCUCAUUUUAGACCUGGUUUUUAUAAAAAUAAUGCGUUGGGGGUUUGUUAUUAGGUCUUUGGAGGUAACCUGCGUGUGCAGCCACAGCUGUCCUCCAGCCCCUCCAACCACCGCCCGGUCCCUGUCACUGCAUCCACCCUGACUUCCUGCGGUUCCCUCUUGGUCCCCCGUCCAGGUCCUGACCACGUCCUGCCUUGCUUCGCUUCUGAGAGCAGGUAUCUUCAAGACAGUGUCUGUAGAGGAACUAGUGUUUCCCAGAGUAAAGCAAGGAAGUCAAAGCAAGGCGCUCCAGCAGGGGGAGCUGUCUCUGGGUAAUGGUCACUUGGAGACAUAAAAUAAACAUAACUAGGAAGGGAACUUGUGUCUGGUUUGUUGAGCCGACUCUUCCUUUCACUCAUUAACUGGUCACAGUGGGAGCAGCCACGCUGACGCUGAUGUUACCGUCAUCUUCAUGGAACCAAAGCUGGAUGGAAAAAGAGAUGUUAAAAAGACGUCUUUGGGACGUGUCUCUGCUCUGGCUCCUUUGAGGACGUCUUCUGGAUGUCAGAUAAUUACAUCAAUGAAACGUAUUUCUUUGACAUGAAUACAGUGUCCCCAUGAGACAUCCCUACAACGUCCAAGACAGACGUAUACAGUAGAAGACUUCGAUCGGGGCUCCUGCAUGGGUGCAGACGUCUCUGGGGCAGGGGGGCUGAUGGGAUGUUGGAACAGGGGGCUGAUGGGAUGUUGGAACUCCAGCGAUCAAGCUGCCAGAAAAUGACUGACUCAAUAAAUUAUUCCACUAACACUGAAGCAGUUGCUUUUGGCUCAUGGGCCACGGUUUGCUGUGAAGGCAGCCAUCAGAGAGCUCCUAUUAGAAACCACAGAUCAGCAACAGUCAGCACCGUUCACAGCUCAGACCGAUCGAGCGUGAACAAACCAGAAAACACCAGUACCUUUCAAUAUGUAUGCACAAAGAGAGUGAGGGAAUCGACUUAACAAGGAUUUAGAAACACUCUUAAACCGUUUUGUUUUGGCUUUUCUAUUUGCAUUAUCAAUUAUGUAAGGGGAAUUAAAAAAGUUGGCAAAAAAAGACAAAGCUGUGAAACGGGAGAACUUUCGAUUCUACUUCCAUGUUUAUAUUUGAUAUUUACUCAAAACGAUCACGAAGUGUAUCAUAUUAGAAACUUUUAAAUCCAUAAAAUAAAUAUCAAAGGUAG
Messenger RNA from Salarias fasciatus (jewelled blenny), 2949 nucleotides. It is a transcript of the gene ncmap, whose product is annotated as non-compact myelin associated protein. Gene Ontology annotation, molecular function: structural constituent of myelin sheath. The record is from RefSeq and is a predicted model, not a curated record. The transcript is spliced from 4 exons. Gene Ontology annotation, biological process: regulation of myelination. Gene Ontology annotation, cellular component: plasma membrane; paranode region of axon; Schmidt-Lanterman incisure. NCBI's taxonomy places the organism in Eukaryota, Metazoa, Chordata, Actinopteri, Blenniiformes, Blenniidae. Bases 448 to 807 code for a protein of 119 amino acids.